AUGCUCUCCAAACAAUCACCAAUCUGCAAACCUCUCCCUUCUCUGGAGCAUCUAGACAAUAGCAAUAAUACAAUAUAAGUUCUCGUAAGUAUUGAAUUAAACUUUAUUUCUACCAUGAUUGAUUCUAAAAUAUUUUCAGCAAUUAAUGAGAAAUUGUCAAAGACUCAGGCUUCAAUUAGAUAGCAAGAUCAAAAUGACACUACUAUUAGUAAAAUUGGGUAGCUUGAGAUAAUGGACUCAAGAUUGAUGACUAUCGAUGGAAGUAUCAAUUCAGUGUAGGACAAGUAUUAAAAGAAAUUCAACGAGUAUAAAGAGCAGUUGAUUGAAGAGGACAAAUAAUACAAGGAGUAGCUUGCAGAAAUUAAAGCAUAAGAGAUAAAGUCACUUGAAUAGAAAGUAUUCGAAAGAUUCGAUCAAGAAGCUGCUAACGAUUUCCCUAAACUGCAAGAAGAAAUAAGGAAUGAAUCUAAUGAUAGAGAAGAGCUUGAUAACACUUUAAUUAAAAAGAUUAACGAGGAAAGCCAGAAAUUAGUUGAGACUAUUUAGGGCGAGAAGAAGGCUAGGGAAGAGACUGAGGAGUCAAUACUAGAGUUGCUUAGAGAUAUGGUUAACAGAAUUAAAGCUGAACUUGAAAAUGAAAAGAAGGAAAGAGAAAGUAGCGAGGAGACUUUAUUAUCUCUGCUUGAGGAAACCUGCACCAAGCUAAAUACUGCUACUCUUAUUUGA
Messenger RNA from Stylonychia lemnae, 726 nucleotides. The record is from the annotation of a GenBank genome assembly. NCBI's taxonomy places the organism in Eukaryota, Ciliophora, Spirotrichea, Sporadotrichida, Oxytrichidae.